AUGUCAUCAGUUACCGUGCACGUGGCUUUGCUGAGUGGUGAGCAGACUACCAUCGUCCUGCCGUGGCUCGCCACGAUUGAAGAGCUGCGCCAAAUGGCCCAGGAGGAGGUCAGCAAGAGCCUCGGGAAACUCGUUAGCAGCUCAGGCGCAGUCCUGCUGCCAUCAGAUACACUGCAACAAGCAGGCGUGCAAGCUUACGAUGUCAUCACGGCAGUCGUUCGGGACGUGGUGAUCGCAGCAACGAAGCAUGCAUUUGCAGCGAUCCUUAGCAGUGGCACCGUAGUGGCGUGGGGAGCCCGGCACGCCGGCGGUGAUUGCAGUGCAGUUCAGCAUCAGCUGCAGAAUGUGCAACAGAUCCAGUCAUCUGCGUUUGCCUUCGCUGUCUACGACGCCGGGUGGGGCUUCGCAGCCAUCAAAGCCGGCGGCCGGGUUGUGUUCUGGGGCUUGACGGGAGAUGGUGAGCAAUCUACUGGGCUUGACAUCAUUGAUUUCUUCCAGGCGGGUGGUAAUUAUUGGGCUGCUGCCACAAAAGACGGGCACUUGGCGCUUAGCUUUGAGUCAGUCAGCGGCCAUGGGUGCAUGCUGGUCCCAGACGGUGCUGGUGCAGCUGGUAUGAUGCGCCUUGAUACGGCCAUCGCUGUGGUUCAGCCGGAUGGAACGGUGCGACUUUGGGGCGACAGCCGAGCUUGCGAAUGGGGUAGACCAAAGAAGCCCAGCAAGCAGAUUCCCAGAGUCAAGCCGCUGGCUAAGACUGCCCGGGCCAAUGCCAAGUCGGUGGUGAAGAGGCAGAAGGUGUCUCCUCGCCACUCCUUGGUCUUCCGCACUCACCUGCACGUGCUGUGGCACCUGGGCAAGACGGGCCUCCCCGAGGAGGAGGCGGCGGUGGCGGCGGCGCAUGCGGAGGCAGCCUGCCACUUUGCCCUCUCUGCGGUCGGCGACCACGCUGACCGCCACGAGCUAGAUUGCGAGGAGGAGUCCUGGAUGGGAUUCUGCAAAGCUCAUUACGUGAUUCGCUUUUCUUCAGAGCCCUGCGCCGUCCCAGCCGGAGGGGCACCCCCCCGCGCCGCACUCCGAGUGGCGGCCUUCGGCAGUGCAAGCGAAUCCCUGCAGGACCGUGUCCACGGCUGCCCGCUGCAGACCGGGGGGAGGCUCUGGGUCUCCGAGCUGCUCCUGGCUCGCGAGCUCCUGGCGCGGCCACUGGCGGGGCAGGUGGUGCUGGAGCUGGGGUGCGGUGUGGGUGUUGCUGGAAUUGCCGCGGCCAGCCGCGCUGCAGGAUGCAUCCUCACCGACGUGGAGCCUGGUGUCCUUGAAGCAGCGGCCUUGAACCUGAGAUACACUGGUGGCCCGGCGUGCGCCGGGAAGGUGGAGCUGCUGGACCUCCGCAACUUGGAAGCCGUCAGCUGCCUCGCGCUGGCCUGCAGGGCCACGGUGGUCAUCGCCGCCGACCUCAUCUACGGCGCUGUCUCACAGGAGGAGGUCGCGCGCGCAGUGCGUGCGGCACUGCCGCAUGGUGGAUCGGCGCUUCUCCUCAUGCCGCAGCACUACCGCCCUGGCAUGGAAAAGGAUGGCUUUGGCCAGGCCUUAGUGUCUGCUGGCAUGGAGACGGUGUCGGCUCUUCGAUUGCAAGGGCGAGGGUUUUGGGUUUAG
This is a messenger RNA of Symbiodinium natans, 1647 nucleotides long. The record is from the annotation of a GenBank genome assembly. Lineage: Eukaryota; Dinophyceae; Suessiales; Symbiodiniaceae.